AUGACAGAUAAUCAAAUCCCGAUUCUGGCAAAAGAUGGGCCCUCGACUUAUCAGCACCCGCUGCAGAAGCUCAAGCGUGUGCACUGGUGGAUUCUGGUCGUCCUCAACAUAACAUUCCUUCUCGUGGGCCAAGCGGCUGCUGUCCUCUUGGGUAGAUUUUAUUACGACAAAGGUGGAAACAGUAAAUGGAUGGCCACUUUAGUCCAGACUGCCGCUUUCCCCGUUCUCCUCGUCCCCUACUUUUUCCUCCGUGACGAGCCUGAGCCUCCGUCGGCCCCACCUUCCUUGCUCAUUUUAACUGCAAUCUACAUCGUGAUUGGGGCUGUGGUUGCUGGUGACAACAUGCUCUACUCUGUUGCCCUCUUAUACCUCUCGGCCUCCACUUACUCUCUCAUCUGUGCCACCCAGCUGGCCUUCAACGCCAUCUUCUCCUUCUUCAUCAACCGCCAGAAGUUCACUGCCCUCAUAUUCAACUCGGUGGUCAUCCUCACUUUGUCGGCCGCACUUCUUGCCAUCAACGAGGACUCGGACAGGCCUUUCGGGGUCACCACCCGCAAAUACAUAACUGGGAUCAUCACAGCCGUUGCUGCCAGUGCCCUCUAUUCUCUCUUGCUGUCGGUAAUGCAGCUGACAUUCGAAAAGGUCCUCAAGAAGGAGACUUUCGGGGUCGUUCUUGAAAUGCAGAUGUACACUGCGGUUGUGGCGACAUGUGUGGCGGUCGUGGGUCUGUUUGCGAGCGGGGAAUGGAGGACUCUCAGGGGCGAAAUGGGUAGUUUUACGAGCGGCAGGUUCUCGUACGUGAUGACGCUCGUUUGCACGGCAGUGUCGUGGCAGGUCUGCUCGGUGGGGGUCGUGGGCUUGAUCUUCGUGGUGUCGUCACUUUUCUCUAAUGUCAUUAGUACUCUCUCGCUGGCCGUGACGCCGAUAGCAUCGUUGGUCGUUUUCCAUGAUAACAUGAAUGGCGUGAAGAUUGUUGCCAUGUUGAUGGCGUUUUGGGGAUUUGCAUCUUACGUUUAUCAGAAUUAUCUUGACGAUCUCGAGUUGAGAAAGAAUACGAGGGGUGGUGAUGACAAUUUGUGCUGUGCUGUGCUGUGCUGCACUACCUCACAAGAAUACGAUAAUAAUAUCACAAUCUCCACAGGCAUUAUGGGCACUGUUGUUGAUGCUGUAAACAAGGAAGUCAAUGGAAGCUCACACAAAGACAAGAAGGUGACUGUUGUUUUUGUUCUAGGUGGGCCAGGCAGUGGUAAGGGCACUCAAUGUGCAAAUAUUGUUGAAAAUUUUGGUUAUACUCAUCUCAGUGCGGGUGAUCUUCUCCGAGCCGAGAUGAAAUCUGGUUCUGAAAACGGGACCAUGAUUCAGAAUAUGAUUAAGGAUGGAAAAAUUGUGCCUUCAGAGGUAACAAUUAAGCUUCUCCAACGAGCAAUAGAGGAAAAGGACAAUGAUAAGUUUCUCAUUGACGGUUUUCCUCGCAAUGAGGAAAACCGUGCAGCAUUUGAGUCUGUAACUGGAAUUGUGCCAGAAUUUAUACUCUUCUUUGAUUGUCCAGAGGAGGAAAUGGAGAGGCGUCUGUUAAGUAGGAACCAGGGGAGAGAAGACGAUAACAUAGAGACAAUAAGGAAGAGAUUUAAGGUGUACAUGGAGUCUACUCUCCCUGUUAUUGAAUAUUACAAUGCUAAAGGGAAGGUCCGCAAGAUAAAUGCUGCAAAACCAGUUGAAGAAGUAUUUGAGGCUGUAAAAGCAGUUUUCUCCUCACCCGUUGGCAAGGCUGCUGCUUAA
Messenger RNA from Striga hermonthica, 1779 nucleotides. The record is from the annotation of a GenBank genome assembly. NCBI's taxonomy places the organism in Eukaryota, Viridiplantae, Streptophyta, Magnoliopsida, Lamiales, Orobanchaceae.